AUGGGAAAAGGAACCGAUAAACUCUACAUCACACAAUCAGAAUGGUCCAGCACCGACUCCCACGGUGCCUCUCGGGGCGCCCGAACCGGUAAAAGCGACGACGCGACCUUUCGUCGUCUACCAUUCAACUACUGCGCCCUCUCCUUACAACCCUACGAACACCCUGUCUGCACGGCCACUGGAGUAGUAUUCGACCUUAUAAAUAUCCUCCCAUGGCUGAAAAAGCAUGGUACAAACCCUGUGGACGGAUCGAAGCUCGAAUCGAAAGAUUUGAUAAAAAUGCACAUGUCCAAAAACACGGAUGAUGAAUAUUGGGAUCCUAUCGCCUCCAAAAUAUUUACGAACAACACGCAUAUAGUGGUUAUCAAGACCAGUGGGAAUGUAUACGCCUACGAGACCGUGGAGAAAUUUAAUAUCAAAGCGAAGUUUUGGAGGGAUCUUCAGACGGAUGAGGAGUUUACGAGGAAGGAUGUGAUUACUAUUCAAGAUCCUCAGAAUUUGGCGGGGAGGGAUAUGUCAAAUUUUAAAUACUUGAAGGAUGGGACAUCGACUCUGACGGACGAGCAGGAGGCUGAGAGGGCGAAUCCGUUGAAUGAUAUCAAUCUGGGGAAUAUUGGGUCUAGUGCUAAAGUCCUCGCUGCGAAAGCUGCGGUUGCGAAGGCUAGGGAGGCUAGAGCGGUACAACAAGCGCAAGGACAGUCGAAGGCAGGUUCAAGUGGAACAUCGGGUUCGAAGGGGAAAGCAGUGGCGUCUAUGCCAGCCAAACCAGCGAUGCCGUAUAAUGCAGCGAAACACACAACCGGGAAAGCGGCGGCGUCGUUUACGUCCACUGGUGUUAGCGUGCACACUGCAGCUGAUCGCGCAUUGUUGACUGAAGAGGAGUUUAUGCUUAAACCCAAGGUUGUCAAAAUCAAGGGUUACGCUAGGGUCUCAACAAAUCUGGGGAAUUUGAAUGUUGAGCUGCAUACAGAAUGGGCGCCUAAAGCGGUCUACAACUUUAUCAAAUUGGCGGAGAAGGGGUAUUACAAUGAUACGGUAUUUCACAGGAACAUUCGGAACUUUAUGAUUCAAGGCGGUGAUCCAACGGGCACAGGACGGGGUGGAACGAGUUACUGGGGAAAGAAUUUUGAUGAUGAAGUUCAAGGCCCUCAUACGCAUGAUGCACGGGGAGUGCUGUCAAUGGCAAAUAAGGGCAAGAACACGAAUGGGUCGCAGUUUUAUAUAUUGUAUCGCCCACAGGCACAUCUUGACAGAAAACACACUGUUUUUGGGAAGGUUGUGGGUGGCCUGGAUGUUCUUGAUCGGAUGGAGACUACCCCCGUAGAUUCGAGUGAUAGACCAACGAAGGAGAUUAAAAUUGAGGAAAUUGUGGUGUUUGUUAAUCCGUUUGAAGAAUUUCAAAGGGAGAGAAUACAGAAGGAGGAAGACGAAAAGACAGCGGAAGAGGUCAAGAGGGCAGGUGGAACCGAAGAUGACAAGACCACUUGGACUGGGAAGAGGCUACGAACCGCGGGAGACGGACAGAGCGGGAAGAGUGGGACUGGUGGCUUGGGAGUGGGGAAGUAUCUGGCUGCAGCGAAGGCCAGUGCUUCGAAGGCCGCAGUUGAAGAAGAUGAGAUAGUUGAAGUGAUUGAAGAUGACGAUACGAGUUAUUACCAAGAACCUAUUCGGAAGAAAGUGAAGGGAAGUGGUGGUUUUGGCAACUUCGAUAACUGGUGA
Orbilia oligospora ATCC 24927 is the source of this 1719-nucleotide messenger RNA. RefSeq lists its product as uncharacterized. The record is from RefSeq and is a predicted model, not a curated record. Lineage: Eukaryota; Fungi; Ascomycota; Orbiliomycetes; Orbiliales; Orbiliaceae. Gene Ontology annotation, molecular function: ubiquitin-ubiquitin ligase activity; peptidyl-prolyl cis-trans isomerase activity. Gene Ontology annotation, cellular component: catalytic step 2 spliceosome. Gene Ontology annotation, biological process: protein polyubiquitination; protein peptidyl-prolyl isomerization; protein folding. The coding region runs from base 1 to 1719 and encodes 572 amino acids. The transcript is spliced from 5 exons.